Molecule: messenger RNA, 189 nt
Organism: Paramecium primaurelia
Lineage: Eukaryota; Ciliophora; Oligohymenophorea; Peniculida; Parameciidae
Source: the annotation of a GenBank genome assembly
AUGAUGAUUUAGAAUAAAGAUAUUAAAAUAUAAUUUGGUGAUGGAAAUCAAUUUAAAACAGAAUAAUGUGAUGAUGGAAAUAAAGAAAAGAUGGUUGUUCAAGCAAAUGUGAGAUUGUAAUUUGGAAUAACCUAAUAUUGGUUAUUUAAUCACUAAAUUUUCUUUAAUUUAUUUAAAUCAAAUAUAUGA